Messenger RNA from Vanessa tameamea, 983 nucleotides. It is a transcript of the gene RfC3, whose product is annotated as ras-related protein Rab-28-like. Lineage: Eukaryota; Metazoa; Arthropoda; Insecta; Lepidoptera; Nymphalidae. Gene Ontology annotation, molecular function: GTP binding; GTPase activity. The transcript is spliced from 4 exons. Gene Ontology annotation, biological process: regulation of exocytosis. The record is from RefSeq and is a predicted model, not a curated record. The coding region runs from base 251 to 961 and encodes 236 amino acids.
UAAUAGAAAGUGCCAUACAUAUGCAAAAUUAGUGCAAUGUUGCUACCAAGAUAAUUAAAUAAUCAUGUUUUUAAUACUGAACACCAUGGCAACCAAAAAUCACAAACAAAUGCCUGACAAAAAGGAUUUACAAAUGUUUAGCUGUUUUUAUAAUUUUCUUAAAUAUAAGUUGUUCUAUAAAUAAGUUUAUUGUUAAUAAAAUUUUUGGGUUGCCUAUUUCUAAUUAAAAUUAAAUUAUUGUAUGUGACAAAUGUCUGAUACUGAAGAAGAAGAAGAAAGCUUAAGAAAAUUUGUAAAAAUUACUCUUGUUGGAGAACCUGCAUCUGGAAAGAGCUGCUUAUGCAGCCGGUACCGCGGCGACGGCGGUGUGGUGGGCGGCGCGGGGGCGGGUGGCACGCAGGGCGCGGAGGUGAGCGCGGCGCAGUGGGGGGGCGCGGCGCUACGGCUGUGCGACGUGGCGGGCGCCGCGCUUCACAGUGACAUGCUGAGGAACUACUUGUACGAUUCGGAUAUUGUAAUAUUUGUGUACGACUUGACUAAUUUGCAAAGUUUUGAAAAGUUGACCGAUUGGAUAAAGGCAGUUAAAGAUAUUUUCGACGUUGAAUCGAAAAAACCCUUGAUGGCUUUGUUCGGCAACAAGUCUGACUUGGAACAUCAACGAGCUGUUAGAUUGUCUUGCGUGCAAAAGUUUGCGUCGGAACAUUUAUUAGAAAACUUUAAAGGAUCUGCGAGAUCUGGGGAAAUGGUUAACACCGCCUUCACAAAUUUAAUUGCAAGGGUUUUAGGGAAAAAAGCUCCUUUAGAAGAUGCUCCUUACAAAAAAAAUCAAGACAAUCAAGUUACUGAUCAAAUAAGCACACCUCCGCUGAUGCAAGACCCUGCAAACUCGCUCAUAAUGAGUAGGAAGAUGUUGAGGAAAGUUCAGAGGAAGGCUUCAUCAUCUGUCUGCCGUAUUCAAUAAUAAACAUUCUUACAACAAUAAA